Messenger RNA from Eremothecium gossypii ATCC 10895, 1725 nucleotides. It is a transcript of the gene RSC8, whose product is annotated as Rsc8p. The record is from RefSeq and is marked provisional. Bases 1 to 1725 code for a protein of 574 amino acids. NCBI's taxonomy places the organism in Eukaryota, Fungi, Ascomycota, Saccharomycetes, Saccharomycetales, Saccharomycetaceae. The transcript has a single exon. Gene Ontology annotation, biological process: positive regulation of DNA-templated transcription. Gene Ontology annotation, cellular component: SWI/SNF complex. Gene Ontology annotation, molecular function: DNA binding; zinc ion binding; histone binding.
AUGAGCGAGCCAAUGGAUGUCCAGGAUGGCAAUAUUGACAACGCUGGCGAUGGAACGCUUUCGUCGGGCAACACGGGCAGCGUGAAUCCAUCUGUACCUGUGCUGCCACAUCUGCAACAGCAGCAGCAGCAGCAGGAACAACCCAAGAUCGAUUACGAGCAGGAGGCGCAAAAAUUGGAGGACAAGGCGGCGCGCUUCUUAGCGAAGCAGGCGCACCCGGUGAUCGUGCCGUCGUUUGCCUCGUGGUUCCAGUUCAACGAGAUCCAUGAGCUGGAGCGUCGCGCGUUGCCCGACUUUUUCAACGACUCGGUGCGGUUCAAGACGGCCAAAGCGUACAAGGAUGUGCGCAACUUCAUGAUCAACACGUACCGGCUCUCUCCGUACGAAUAUCUCACAGUGACGGCAGUGCGGCGGAACAUCGCGAUGGACGUGGCGUCGAUUGUGAAGAUCCACAAAUUUCUGGAGGAGUGGGGCCUCAUAAACUACCAGAUUGAUCCGCGGUCGAAGCCGUCGCUUCUGGGACCGGCGUUUACCGGUCAUUUUCAAGUGGUACUAGACACCCCACAGGGUCUGAAGCCGUUUGUACCGCCGGAGGUUGUUGAGCUGCCCUCAGAUGCUACAGCGUCCGCGCCCGCUUCGGGUUCUGCGGCGGCAUCCGCAGCGCCUGCAACUGCGGAGACAAACUCGACUGACGAGGAGCCGGUGCCAGGAUCGAACACAAACACAUUCAGCUCCGCACCCAAGGUCAAAAUGGAAUUUAAGCAACCGAAGCCGUUUCCCGUCAAUCUCUCACUUCGGAAAAAUGUUUAUGACUCCGUGCACGACUUCAACGCUUUGCGCUCGCAGCAGCAACAGUCCAAACAAAUCCACAAGACAUAUGUGUGCUUCACAUGUGGCAAUGAUGCUGUCGGCGUUCGCUACCAUAACUUGCGUUCCGGAGACACGAGCCUGUGCUCUCGCUGCUUCCAGGAGGGCCAUUUCGGCGCAAACUUUCACGCGUCAGACUUUAUUAAACUAGAGAAUAUGAUACACGGAAACAAGAGCUGGUCCGAUCAGGAGCUAUUGUUGUUGCUUGAGGGAAUUGAGAUGUAUGAGGACAACUGGGAGAAGAUAGUAGAUCAUAUCGGCGGCUCCAAGACGCUGGAAGAGUGUGUCGAGAAGUUCCUGACCCUGCCGAUUGAAGAUAAAUACAUCAAUGAGGUGACCCCGCAGAGCGUCAAGAGAACCAAAGGCCCUCAAGUAUUGGACACGAAGGAUGCCGUCACUGCGACCAUCCAGGCUCUAUUGAACGGUCUCAAUGACAAGGUGCUUGACGAAGACAUUCCGGAGUCCGCUAUGCAGAUAUCCUCGAAGUAUCUGGAUGAAGCCCACAUCCUCACCCAUGAUCUUGUGCAGCUAACGCUAGAGAAGCUAGACCUGAAGUUCAAACAGCUGGACGCUGUAGAAGUCGCGCUCAAAGCCGAACGCGACAAGUUCUCUCGUGAAACCGAAAAGCUGCGCAACGACAGAUUGUCGCUAAGCAAACAGGUUUCAGAUAUCAACAAAGACCUGGCUCAGCUCAACAUAUCGAAGAAACUCGUCCUACCUUCUGAGCAGGCGGAUUCCGGGGUUGCGUUAGUCGAGAAAGAAUCCGGAACGAACGAGGAAUUCAAGAAAUUGGCUCAACAAGACUUAGAAAGUGUAUCUAAGGCACAACCACAACUGUACAAGCCGUGGUCGUUGUAA